GCCGACUUCUUCGGAGAAGAUGCGUGAGCGACACAGAAGACGGUGCGAGAGGAGGUGGCGGAACAAACCCAGCGCAUGAAGAGGAUGAAAGGACACUUGGAGCCGAUGAUUGACAGGGAUGAAGGUGACGUCGAAGAACGUGCCUCGGGAAAGAGGACGCUAGGGAUGCGUAGCGGACAAGAACAAGGAGUCAAAAAGAGGCAGUCGAAGCAAGAGGGUGCAACAACAAGUAAGAAACCGAAGAGGCCUGACGGUUUGAUCAUCUGCGAAGGAGAAGCUAUGGGUGAAGGAGAUUCGGUUCGUCUAGGCAUUGCCGCCACGAGAGAACCUUCAGAGAAAUCCAAAAGGAAACUGGCAGCUGAAGAAGGCGAUGGCCAGAAGAAACCUUGGAGGAGGAAGACUGCUGAGGGGACGAGUGGUGGCGAAAGGGCGAUCGGUAGGCAGUAUGACGAAGCGGCAACGUUUUGGCUGGAAUACGAGCGGAACGAUGACGGUGAGAUCGUGGAGAAUGAGCUCCCCAUUCAACUGCUCAUCGACCCCAGGAAGGUCAGUCUCACGGAGAACACAAAACACAAGAUGUCUAAGCAGCGUACGCAGAAGGCCGCUUUCGAGGACAUUCGGGAGGCAUGGGAGAAUCAAGGAAGGCCGGUGGCCAUUCAAGGGAACCCUUCCGGUAAGGAGACUGAAAAACAAACAUUUUUCGACUUCCAAAAGCUGCUUUUGGGAAAGAGUCCAAACGGCGGUCACUGGACGAUGACACCUAAAGCGACAACGCUCGCCGACAAGGACCACCUCGCUCCCAUUGGCAAUGCAUUGAGGCAAUGGAUGCCGCUCGUGACGGCCGGUGAUAAGGUUUUCCGCAAAGGCAUGAAGUUCUACGACAAAUGGGCCAAGGAAAAGUUGUUGGGCGGAGACAGGAAGACGCCCUUGUCGAAUUCGGGCAAAUACAUGCCAGACAAAUCUCUGGGUCUUCAAGCGAUUCCAGAAAUGGGCGUGAAAGGGGCGGCUGGUGAAACGAAGAUGGGGUGGCUGGUCCGGGUCCCAACGCCUCCGACCAUAAAGAAAAUGCAAUUGGACGACAAUUUUUUCGUCGUCGUGAAGGAGUCAGACAUGUUCUGUUGGCAGUCUCUCGCUGACAUGACGGAUGCCGAAAAACUGUCGAUCCUCGACGACAUUCUCCCGCUGAGGGGAGUGUUCGUGCAAUCGGCGGGCAGGUAUCUAAAACGUCAGCAUAAUCCUGGAAUUAAAGACAUGGUCGAGACGAGGAAAGUGAACCGCAUGAUGCUCCGCAUGUUUCACUACGUCUUGUUCCUCGAAUACGAGGAGGACGCAGAGGUUUGGCGGUAUGGGAGCCAGUUUUUUCGGACCGAGGAACAACUUCUGGUGGAGUUCGCGCCGCGGGGCCUCACGAAUCAGGUGUGGGUCGAACUAUGGAAGCAUUUCCAAGGUGUGGUGGAGUACGUCAACACUUGCACACGUUGUCUUCCGUACGAGGAGUCCCUCGACGAAACGAAGAAGAUGUACGAUGAUGAGAGGUUCUCUAAAUCUUUCGAGAAGUCCGUCCGCUCCAUCUUGCGACGAACGGAGGAAGAGGUGCAAGACACGAUCAGGGUCAGUGGGGAUGUGAGACACAUCAAAUGACACAAGAUCAACCGGGUGACCAGCCUUAUUACUUUCAGUUGUCCAACUUCCAAGGCUCACACUCGUCUCUGUGAGAUCCGCGAGAUUGUGCGACAUUAC
Chara braunii is the source of this 1740-nucleotide messenger RNA. The record is from the annotation of a GenBank genome assembly. Lineage: Eukaryota; Viridiplantae; Streptophyta; Charophyceae; Charales; Characeae.